GGUGGCCUGAGCGAGGCGGAGGGGACCAGAGAAAUGAUCGGCCCGCGGUGACCGGGAGGAGCGGCCCGUCUAUUUCGCCAGGCCGGAGAGAGCAUGUCUUUCCGAGGCGGAGGUCGCGGAGGCUUUAAUCGCGGUGGUGGAGGCGGAGGUUUCAACCGUGGCGGCGGCAGCAACAACCACUUCCGAGGCGGCGGAGGAGGCGGCGGUGGUUUCAGGGGCGGCGGCCGAGGAGGAUUUGGACGAGGGGGCGGUCGUGGAGGCUUUAAUAAAUUUCAAGAUCAAGGGCCUCCAGAACGUGUCGUCUUGUUAGGAGAGUUCAUGCAUCCCUGUGAAGAUGACAUCGUUUGUAAAUGUACCACAGACGAAAACAAGGUGCCUUACUUCAAUGCUCCUGUUUAUUUAGAAAACAAAGAACAAAUCGGGAAAGUGGAUGAGAUAUUUGGACAACUUAGAGAUUUUUAUUUUUCAGUUAAAUUGUCAGAAAACAUGAAGGCAUCUUCCUUUAAAAAGCUACAGAAGUUCUAUAUAGACCCAUACAAGCUGUUGCCGCUGCAGAGGUUUCUGCCUCGUCCUCCUGGUGAGAAAGGACCUCCCAGAGGUGGCGGUGGUGGUGGCAGGGGAGGUCGAGGAGGAGGAAGAGGAGGCGGUGGCCGAGGUGGUGGAAGAGGUGAUAUGUUCUGA
Molecule: messenger RNA, 681 nt
Organism: Mus pahari (shrew mouse)
Lineage: Eukaryota; Metazoa; Chordata; Mammalia; Rodentia; Muridae
Gene: Gar1
Product: GAR1 ribonucleoprotein
Exons: 5
Coding region: 94-681 (195 amino acids)
Biological process (GO): snoRNA guided rRNA pseudouridine synthesis; ribosome biogenesis
Cellular component (GO): box H/ACA snoRNP complex
Molecular function (GO): box H/ACA snoRNA binding
Source: RefSeq, a predicted model, not a curated record